Messenger RNA from Bubalus bubalis (water buffalo), 1365 nucleotides. Its product is annotated as probable 2-ketogluconate reductase. The transcript is spliced from 6 exons. Lineage: Eukaryota; Metazoa; Chordata; Mammalia; Artiodactyla; Bovidae. Bases 321 to 1307 code for a protein of 328 amino acids. Gene Ontology annotation, cellular component: cytosol. Gene Ontology annotation, molecular function: glyoxylate reductase (NADPH) activity; NAD binding; hydroxypyruvate reductase [NAD(P)H] activity. The record is from RefSeq and is a predicted model, not a curated record.
UCACUGUCCAGGUUUUGCCUGGGAGGUUGGGUUGGCUGGAGCGUCCCUUAAAUCUGGAGUCUUUUUAAAAGGUAAAUGUACCCCUAGAAUGUUGCAAUGUGGGGGGAGACUGGAUCGAGCUCUGCCGCGUAGACAUGACUGACCUUGGACUUCACAUGGGACAGGUGGGCAGCAUUAGCCUCCUAAGACCCUUCUGGGCCUCCAGGGCACAAUCCUGAAGAAUUUAAUAAGGAAACUCCAAUGUUGUUAUUUAUACCUCCCUUGUUCCAGAGAGGACUUAAGGUGGCUUCAGAGAUUCUCAAGGUCAUUUUGGACAGGCCAUGGCUGAUCAGGACCUACCUGGAGUUCUGGUGUCUGAUCUUGAAGGACCACAUGGUAUAUGUGAAGAUCAUGCUGAAGACCUGAAGAGACACUUUAAUCUCAUUACCAUGCAAGACUUUUUGGAAAAUAAAGCACAGCUGGGUCCCCAGAUCCAAGCUGUGUACAUCUGGUGUGGAAGGCCGGCCGUCAGCCAGGAGCUCCUGCACAGCCUGCCCUCCUUGAAGAUCGUGGCCAGCGCAGGGGCAGGGCUGGACCACCUGGACCUGGGGCUCGUGGCCAGCUUUGGUGUGAAGGUGGCCAACACACCACAUGCUGUCUCCAGCCCCACAGCAGACCUGGGGAUGGCCUUGCUGCUUGCUGCAGCUCGGAGAGUCGUGGAAGGUCAUCAGUUGGCUGUUUCACCACAUACAGAGAACUUUCCUACAGACUAUAUGGGUCAACAGGUGACAGGGGCCACUCUGGGAAUUAUCGGCAUGGGCAGCAUUGGCUAUAAGAUUGCUCAAAGGGCCAAAGCAUUUGAAAUGAAGAUUGUCUAUCACAAUAGGAAACGCAGAAAAUUGGAGGAGGAGGAAGCUCUUGGGGCCAUUUACUGUGAGAGGCUGGAUGACCUCCUUCAGUGGUCAGACUUUGUGAUGUUGGCUGUGAGCCUGACGCCACAGACCCAGGGCCUGAUCGGGAAGCGGGAGCUGAGGUUAAUGAAGCCCACCGCCAUCCUCGUCAACAUUGGCAGAGGUCUGCUAGUUGAUCAAGAAGCCCUGGUGGAAGCCCUUCAGACUGGGCUCAUUAAGGCAGCAGCGCUGGAUGUGACGUACCCAGAGCCCCUGCCCAGAGAUCAUCCUUUAUUGGAGUUGAAGAACGUCAUUCUGACACCUCACAUUGGAAGUGCAACUCAUCAAGCAAGACGACAGAUAAUGGAAAAUUUGGUUGAAAGCAUCCUGGCUUCUCUCAGUGGCCUUCCUAUUCCUAACGAAGUGCUGCUUAAAUGAUUUAUGUGAGUUAAGAGUUCAGUGGGAUGGAAACUGCAGAUUAAAUGGGAAAGAAACA